AUGGCGCGACCAUUUCCAAAUACCUUUGACGACCAGUCGCCCAUGUCCCCCCAGUCCGGGUCUAAUACACCGAUUUCAUACCGCGCAAAUGUGAAUCGGCAGAAGACGAAGAAAUGGGCUACUGCGAAGGCGGUUGACUAUGGUGGAGACGAUUGGGGCGACGACGAUGAUUACGAUUACGACUACGAUCCUUCUCCUCCGCCGCCUCCAGUCGCCAAACCUACUGGCUUCCGACAGCAAGGUCAAGCGCUGCCAAAUGCGAACACGCAGAGAGCAGGACCAACCCCUCCACCACCCCAGGCUGACAAUAGCAAGAAGGCAUAUGGCGACUUACCGGCUCUUCCCGGCCCAAGCAAUGCCAGAGGGCGCUCCAAUUCCUUCGAGGCGGAUGAAGAGAGGAACUUCUCGAAUAACACCGUUCGUCAGGAAUCACCUUCCACAGCAAAUGCUCCCGCGAAGGGCCACGGCCCCGCAACACGAUUUUCUCAAAUAACGGGAAUGCCUUCUACUCGGGCCCCUAGUGGUCCUCCGGCGCUCUCAAUCUCGACACAGGACCAGCAGUUGCCAAAGACUGGUUUACGGAAGCCAAACCAAACCUUCUCUCCUAUAUCUGAAUCUCCCGUUCCCAAUCCAUCCCACCUUACCAGACAAAGCACUGGCGAAGUGACAACACCGUCAGACGCCACCCCCGCAUCCGAUAAUCAAUCCUCGACAAGCGACUAUCAAGCUCGACGAGACUAUUCUCCUUCUGCCGUCCCCCCUCCGCUUUCAACCCGGGCGUCCCCCGCACCCCAGGGCUCGAACGACCCGGCCUCAGCUGGCGCAAAGUUUCCCGCGCGGAAGAGUAGCCUGAGCCAGUCCACACCGCCGAAUAUGUCUGAUAUUAUGCAGCCAUCCCAGGAGCCUUCUCAACCUAAGCCAUGGAAUGCCGGCCGGUCUUCAUCACCUGGUGUUGCUGCAAGACCCCCUUCCGUGGAAUCUGCUACGACUCGGCCAUGGAGUGCUUCUGAUCGAUCCUCGUCACCCGGUGCUGCUGCAAGACCUCCUACCAAGCCAGCCGGCAAGACCCUUCCGUUUAUUCGACCUGCAGACAUAUAUAAGCGCGUUGAAGAGGAGCGUGAGAGGGCGCGGCAAUCGAUGGAAUCGGGUAGACCUAGUAUGGACUCGGUGUUGGGCACGAAAUCAAGUGAUAGAUCAGCAUCUCCAGCGACCCGACAACCACGGGAACAGUCUGGCUCUGAAAACCUGGCUGAUAAUGGUAGACGCUGGGCAAGUGCAGAGGCAGAGGAAAGUUCUGAUUCCGGAAGGCGUCUGAUGCCAAUGCUCGAGCCAGUGAAGGAGAGAAAGUCCGAGUACGGCUUUGAUGGGUUUAAUAUCGAUGAGCAGGCCAAACAGCACGCCCCGGACCAUAGCGAUGCACCCGAGGGGUCUGGAGCACCUAUAACUGCACCGGUUGAUGAUGAGAUACCCCGGAAGCAGUCGGUAAGUCCGAAGCUCCCGGAUUUGAAUCGUAUUUCUGGCUUCGGAAUAGACAUGUUCUCCCAGCCAAACCGUGAGGUUCAAGACCAGGCUGCUCCCAAACCCACAGAAAGUACAACUGCCGGUCAGGAAAUGGAACCUACACUCCAAGCUCGACCUUCCAUCGGCUUAAGAUCGGUUGUCCAUCAGGCGUUUGAUAGAACAGACGAUUCUUCGGUCCCUGACACCCCAGCUAGCGCAGUCCGAAGAACUGACAGUGAGAGCACUGGUACAACUGGGAUCAGCCCUAUUAUGAGCCGAGUACCUAGUACUGCUAUCCCAGAAAGCCGAAACCCAGACUUUACUACGCCUUCUAUCCCUGAAGCCGUAAAUGAGCCGAAGUCACCGACAGGUUCAAGCGCCGCCACUGGUGAUGUCACCCAUUUAGCGGAGUCCGCAUCACUACCACAACCAGCUAUCCCAGGCUUCAAGCCAGGUCAUCGUCGCGAUAUCAAUACGCCCAGUCCUGGAAAUAGCCCAGCCAGAAGCCUGGAUUUGACAGACGGCACUGUGAAUCCCCAGGGUCAGAAGGUCAUCAUUUCGGAUUCGAGUCCCACUGAUGAUAACGAUAACGAGACCCUACAGCCCCCAGAGCCAGGAACGGAGCGCCCACCAAGCCUUCGCCCCGUCAUCCCUGGUGGGUGGACAUCUUAUGAUUCAACGGAAAAGAGCGACACAACUCAUCCAGACGCUGCACGGGCCCCUGCAGCUGAGACGGAAGCUCCUCCCACCGCGGAAGCUGGUUCCCGUGAGCAGGACGAGGACGACUCGAAUAUUACCCCAGCAACUACCAAACAUCCUUUACCGAAAUCAGCUCUAGAAGCCUCUAUAGCUGCUGUUGGUCUGACAGAAGCGGCGGGAGGCACUCUUGAAACGGCUGGCGAGAGAAACGUAGAGGUUGAGCAAAACCCUGCCGUUCCGACAGUCAUGCCUGUGAAUGAUAGUCUUCCAACCCCAGAUCCUGCAAAGGCUCCGAGUGGCAGCCUCGACUCUGGUUUGAACCCGAGACUGUUACCAAAACUGGAACAGGCGCCUGCGGCAACUCAGUUGCGUCCAGAUACCGUACAUCGAGCUAUCUCAGAUGAGUCGAGUGUUGGGCCAACACCGCCACCGAAAGCUACCCCUCAGGGCUCAACUAAUGCUCUUGAGUAUUUCCCACAAGCUCCCCAGCCAUUAGAAGAGGAGAAAUCUUUACCUACAUCCGGGCCGCAGGCUCUGCCAACCUUAAACGUAGACAAUCAACCCGAAGAUGUGGAAUACGCCACAUUAGCCAAGGGCAACUUAGCAAAGUCUGUUCCCGACAUUUCAGACACCCCCGGUCAUUAUGACGAGUCAAGGUUAUCAACACAGCUGCAUGAUAGCGGAUCAGGAGGCCAGGGGAGGGAGAGUACAUAUUUGCCAAGCGAGUAUGACAAUUACUGGGCAUCUACAGCAGAUGAUCAGGAGCAAAUUGCUGAAUCUACGCGUUCCCCGAUUGAGCAGAAUCAAAAUAUUGAGAGUUCACCGGCUAUCACAAAACCGAUCGGCGAUACUGAGUUCCAGAGUCCACCGAUAGCAAUUCUAAACACGGGAACUAUGGCACAGCGAGUUACCCAACCUGGGGAAUCGCGCCUAAAACACCGCUUCUCUUGGGAACGGAGUUCUGAAGAUGUUUCCGAAAUCAUUCCACAGGGCACAUCUAGAUACGCAUCCAACCCAAACCACGAUGCCAAUGUCACUCAAGCUCUGCCGAAUCAGGUCAUCCCACCCUACGUUACUGAGCCCAAAUCCCUAGCCUCAGAAUCAGCAAAGCCAGAGCAUACACCAAAUACCGCGGCAGAGCUGAGUCACCAGGAGGACCAAGUUGAGAGAUCAGCUACUCCCCGUACUUUAUCCCAGGCAGAGGAUUACCAUGUCGGUAGAGACGCCGCAGCUUUGGCAGGACCAGCAAUCUUAGGGGCUGCCGCGGCUGCGAACGCGUCUAACCAAGAUCCUAGCCGUCGACUUUCGCUGGCUGACGAGAAUGAUCCCCGAUCCUCUGCUUAUGGCGCAUCGCAGACACCCCCAGUGGAUGAACACCCUUCGAGAUCCUCCCAACCUUAUUUCCUACCUCCAGCCGACCAACUUUCAAACCCGUCGCCAAGCACUGUCUCGCCAAUCAAUUCACCUUUACACCCGCUACCCGCCCAGACUGGCAGAAUUUUGGCGUUUAAGGAGAUUGUCGACCUAAAGUCGCAACAGCAGCGAAUUCAAACUUUCGACGAAACAAGACACCGUUACGCAGCCAUGAACUCCGGUUUGGAUGAUUGGAUAUCGACGCUUAAAGCACAACAUCCUGAACAUGCUGACGUAACUGGAUUGUGGACAGAAUCAGGGUCCGGUAUGGCUGGUGGACCGGCAAGAUCGAGAUUUUCGAAGCCAAUAGGUGUAGGAGCGCCACCAUUGCAGCAACCGUAUUACCAGCAGUACUUAAAUGCGAGCUCUCCAAUAAGCCCAACAAAUCCAGCAUCAAAUCCAACAUCAAGGCCAGGCUCAAGUAUGCCUAAUACAGGCGCUCAACAAGGCUUCUCUCCUAGUGGAAGUAAAUUGACCAGCCAGCAAGUCCAAGCAAAAGGGAAGGAGCUGCUUCAUACAGCUGGUAUUUUCGGAGGAAAGGCAGGGAAAGCAGGGAAAGGGCUCCUCGCCAAGGGCAAGAGCAGAUUUCGAGGAAGUGGUGGCGGAGACAAGGCAGACAGCCCAGUCAAGUCCAAAGCCGAGCGACGGACCUCAUGGGGGAUCCCUCUCACCCUCUCGCGUGCUUCCGGGCGCCAGCAACAAGAAAUACCAGUAUCAAAGAUAGAUGAGGGGCAAACCCCUACUACUAUUACCACGCCACAGCAACCCCUCUCCCGCAAGCAAUCUACUGACGCAGCCGGGGAUCCUUUUGGGAUGAGUGGAGCCAUUCCUCAUAUAAGCCCUCCAGUAUCUCGUCAUAGCGACUCGUCUGUCUCCCGCGAUGUCUCCAAUGCAGACAAAGAUACCGUCGAGGUAGAUAGUGGCGAUAAACUUGGGGUACCUGCGCCUAUUUCUAAAUACCAGCCCUCUUGGGAUCCAUUUAAUGCCACUCCUAUCGCCGAGGAAGAAGGGUUCCGAUACGAUGUAGAUGCAAACCAUCACCCAUCCGCCUCAGAAGCCGAGAAUAAGUUGGCAAAUCUUGAAGAUGCGCCAGUUAGUGAGCCAUCGAAUAAUGAUGGCACGCGCCUUUAUUCUUCGGGGGAUGAGGAGGAGGACGAGGAAGAACAUAAUACUUCAAGUGAUUGGGUUAUGGUAUCUCCAGAACCGGAUAUGAAGGAUGCCCCGGAGGAAGUAGCACCAGUAGAGGCUCAGCCGGCAGAUGUUCCUACGACGAGCAUACUGGAUAGGCCACGCGGGAGCAUGAUUGAAAGCCCAUCGCUGGCGCAGCAUCCAAUUCCAACUAACAUCUCACAUCCUGUCACCACUUCGUCUGACCUUGCUGUUACUUCUCAUGACUUAGCUAUCACUUCCUACGAACCGGUGGCCGCUCCUCAUGAGCCGGUUACCACUUUUUACGAGCCAGCGGCCGUCGAGGCUUCCCAGCCAGGCUCUCAGCAGCAAAGUAGCUCAACGUCAUUUCUUCCACCUAUUCGUCGCACUUCCACAUUUGGUAUCAAGAUUGGCUCUCGCCACAAGAAACAAAGGUUCCCAAUUGAGGAUGAAGAAGUUUCGGAUCUUGAGGGGGAACAACCUACUCCUACGGAUCGUGGAGCUGAUAUCGGCAUAGCUGAUGAGAGUGCUGCAGUCUCAAGUGCUGCUUCUCCUGGGACUGUCAAAUCUGUUCUGGAACCUGCAGCUCCGGCCGAACCUCCAGAGGUUCCGCAUGAACAGUUUUCUACUGGAGAGGCUGCUCCAUCAGGAUCGGAGCUUGUGCAGCAAGCCAACCCUCGCGAAGUUCCAGAUGAACAAUUUUCUACUACAGGCGGUACUCCAUCAGAACCACAACGUAUGCAGCAGACCGAUCCUCGGGACAUUUCCUAUGGGCGGUUCCCUGCUACGGAAACUCCUUCAUCGAUAGCACAACCCAUGCUGCCAAGCUUCCCUGAUGGAUAUAGCCAGCGUACGACGACUCCACAAGAGGAUCCCAGGUCAUUUUCUUUUACAACUUCUCGUUCUCAGGAUGUACAUCCUGGCAUUUCUAGAGCUAGAACAUCACAAGAUUCAUGGCGGCCAAAUGUAGCAUCACCGCUUUCCAACGUCCCUCAAAAUCAGGGGAAUCAAGGACCACCUUCCAUUCCGCGAAACUCUUGGGAGCCUCAACGGAAUCGUGGAUGGUCUGGAUCAAGCCAGAAUUUCACUCACCGACCUGAUGGCAACUGGGCACCACCCCUUCAGCCGAGAUCACUCGAGCAGCCUCCAUCGUCGGCACAACGUUACCCGGAUCUCUUCCGCCCUGAUGCUGGACCAGAUAUCCAAGGGGAUGGUGGUGAACUCCCAGCGCAUUACUACCAACAACCCAUUCCUCGUGAAGCAGCCUUCCUGCCAAGGCAGCAGACUAAUGAGUACCAGCUCCCAGGGGUUGGACCUCCCCGGGAAGAGCCACGUCCUACCGGAUCAAAACGCAAUUCAGGAUUCUUCAAAGACCUAGGCGAGAGAAUCUCUCAUGGCACCGUUAGAGAGCGGCCAGAUUCUCGUUCUCGUGACCGUGGCCCAUUGCCUCUUAUAGCUCCUCCUGACUCGCGGGGAAAGGAAUAUACCGACUCUAUUGGGGCUUCGGAAGAUGGUGGGGAAUACAACAGGCGCUCAAGCCUUUUCGGAAGUUUGAGCCGUGCUUCUACAACUGGCUUGGCUCCUCCUCAGAGCCGUGAUAGCAUGGUAGCCCACCAUUCCCGCUCGCGAACCGACCUCUUAGCAUCUGCAUCACCAUCACCUGAACUGCCUGAGAAGAGGCGUUUUCUCUUUGGGGGUAAUUCUGGGGAACCAAAACCGAAGCCAAAUAAACUUCAAAGAUCAUCCACCUCCUCGGAGAUGGGCGACGAGUCUGGUAAGAAAAAACGUUUCUCGGGAUUGGGUGGAUUGUUUAGCAAAUCUGGGAAUGCACCAAGAGCCUCUAUGCCGCCGCCUCCACGCCCACAAGCCACGAGGCAGCUGUCUUAUAAUGAAAGACAGCCGAUUGAGUCACCGCCGUUCGACCCAAGAGCUGCUUCAAGUUAUGCUCCCCCCAAUAAUAAUCUCCGGCCUGGGAGCCAGAAUCACCGCUCAAUGACGACCGGUGGAACUGGAGCAACUGGCCAGUCAAGAAAUUUGCUUUCGAAGUUUCGACAGUCACAGCCUGCUCCUGCUCCUUCACAGGAACCUCGCAAGAGCAGUAGGAGUAAGACCCGUCGGGCUUCUGCUUCUGCUUCUGGCUUGUUGAAUGGAAUCAUUGGCCGUGGGUCUCACCAACAGGAAAGAGACCGGGACGACUCAUCACGCUCAGACGAGAGUCAGCCCCAUCGAUUCCUUCAGCCUCUGCCUCCUGCUCAGACAUAUACCGACCUACAAGCACCGGCACCGGCACCAGCACAACCGCAACCGCAGCCUUAUCUGCAAGAAUCAGUACCACCACCACCAUCUCAACCGCAACCACAGCCGUAUCUGCAACAAUCAGUACAGCCGCAGCCAUAUCUGCAGCCCAUCCCUUCACAGAAUCCGGCAUACCAGCAACCCAUCCCUUCACGGAGCCCGUCAUGCCAGCAACCUGACCGUGGGCGUCAUACUGCCACGGAGCCAGCUUAUGAUAAUGUCCCCAUCCCAGGUGGAUAUUCCUUGGUACGAGGCCAGGGAGCUAUGAGUGCCCCCACCGACUAUGACCCAAGGGGUUUCAACCGCUUCCAACAGGCCGAUCCUCGAUAUAUCCACCCACAAACAGUCAGCCCCCAUCAGUACAGCAAUUCGCCUGUGCAAAGAUACUCUCCGCAGACGGUUAGUCCAGAUCAAUAUGGCCGUGCCCCAUUCCAGGGGCAAGUUGCGCGAAGUAAUGUAUCUCCACAACAUAUUUCUCCGGCCAUGCAAAGGCAUUAUCCCCAGAGCGUCGAUCGAUCACAAUACCAGGCUCCUCCAGUACAACACCAACAGGUGCCAUACCUCAGUGAACCAGAACCAAGAGGUAGACCCGGUAACCCUAGAGCUCUCGAGACACUCGAAGGACGUACCACACUCCGCCGCUUAAGUCGUGAAGACCUAGUAGCUCGCUCGCCCGCACGCACACCAGAUGGUCAGCAACCACCCUACCAACUUACUCUCCCGAACAAUCAGCAAGAUGAUGAUGGGGAUCGCCCGCCUCCCAUUGAUAAGGAUCUCACCAUCGACACAAGUGGUCGAGCUCGCACAACCCCAACUCGAGCACAACCACAGCAUGAUUCUAUCCAGCGUCUUCAACAACCGGUCAUCCGCCACCCUGGUUCACCAGCUAGCUACACUGUCCCCGACACUGUCUUCUCCCCAGUCAACCCCUCCGCCGAAGACAUUCCACCUCCACCACCGCCCAAAUACCAAUUCAACCUCGACCCCCAAUAUCGAGGUCAUUCCCACUCCUUAUCACAAAAUGAUAGUCUGAACGUGAGUAUGGACCUGGAUCGCUCUAAUACAGUUCGGAGUGGAGUCUCUCAAGUUUCGAGGAUGUCGGCACUUCCAGAUGAGAGGGCGGAGGACUCGGGCAUGCCUACCGCAGAGGAGAAGGAAAUGGGCCUUGUCCGGAGUCCCAGCCCACCGAGCCCUAUUGUAACGCCUGAACUAAGGAAAAGCCCUGUGAUUCCGCCGGAAGAAACGGACAGAGGGAGAAGCGAUGAAACGAAUAGAGGUGGUGAGGAUCUGCUGAAGAUGACUGUUGUAGUGCGGGAGUCGAGCCCGGAUUUAUAUGAUGCUAGUCCGCGGCUGCCUAUCCAAGGCGGACAUGCAAACCGCGAACCUGGUGAUCUGGCUGUUAACACAAACCUAUCCUCGACUAUCGAAGCGCAACGUACCCCGACUAAAACCUCACACUCCGGAGCAGCAGGGAUUGAAGACACGCCACCCGAUAGACGACUAGCCAUGGCACAGGAAGAAAAGAUCGUCUACGAUGGUGAUGCUGCGGAUACUGGAGAUGCGCAGAAUGAUGAUGCCCCGGUGACGAUGAGUGCUACUAGUUAUCCGGGACAGGAAUGGAAUCCCUAUGGGAUGGGAAAUUACGAAGACGGACCUGAUUGA
Molecule: messenger RNA, 8718 nt
Organism: Venustampulla echinocandica
Lineage: Eukaryota; Fungi; Ascomycota; Leotiomycetes; Helotiales; Pleuroascaceae
Exons: 3
Coding region: 1-8718 (2905 amino acids)
Source: RefSeq, a predicted model, not a curated record